Messenger RNA from Trypanosoma grayi, 1791 nucleotides. RefSeq lists its product as hypothetical. The annotation marks the transcript as partial. The transcript has a single exon. The record is from RefSeq and is a predicted model, not a curated record. NCBI's taxonomy places the organism in Eukaryota, Euglenozoa, Kinetoplastea, Trypanosomatida, Trypanosomatidae.
AUGAACAUGAAGCACACGAGAGGGAAAUCGCAAUUGACAAAUCUACGGUGUUGCAAGAUACCAAAGAGCAUUGGCAGUUGCAUUCUCGGUGCCAUGGGCCUCUGUGAACCUGUUUCAAUCCUACGUCGAGGCAGAAGGAAGACGAGACUGCUGGCAUCUAUGGGGCUGCAGUUGAGAGACAUCCAGGUGUUGUUUCUGGUACUGAUGGUUGUGGCUGAACCGUUUCUUCGCUGUGCCGCUGCGGCUGGUGGGGACAUGAUCCCCCAAACGAGAAUGACCACACCUGCAGCCGACGACGAUUCCUUGGUGACACUCACGAACUGCUUUCCCAGCGUAAUACUCAGUCCUUCAGCCCUCCCAUACACCUGCGAAGUUAACAAUGACGAAGCACUGAGUGGCUUGAACCUCUCCGCAUCGUACUAUCAUAAAGGAGACCUCAUCCCUGGCUGGCCGGCGACUCUUGUCGAGGGAACCAAUACCAUUACAUUCGUGCCUGAUCGUGGGGCGCCUUCAGGACGUUGGGAAUUGAUAUUCACAUCGUUUUCUGAAGUUGAAGCAACAAACGUUCCUACGACGACCAAUAGGAGCAUGGACUUCUUGGACAUCCGUGCGACCCAGGCGAAUUUUACUACACUCUAUCCGUAUUACGGUAUGGGUGUCUCGUGGGCACCCAAUCUCCCGAGUGGCACCAUGGCUUCCGACUACAUGCUGGUGCGUUCUUUCGAUGGCUGCCAGUACACUACAACAACCUGCACUGGCGCUUUGGGGUGUCACAGAAUGCUGCCACCCGCUCAUCUUCCCCCUCCAGGCAUCUACUCGCUCUGUGUGACGUCAAAUGGCUGGAAUGGCCAAUACCUUCCGUGGGAUUUGAAUUCUCUUGAGGUGCAGAUGUUGAUGGCCACGCCGCUGUACUUGACAGCUGGUACAGACAGAAAUGUCGUGCUGCAGGAUGCGGAAUCUGUGGUAAAUGAGUCGAGGCGUGUGUUCCUGGUGCUGUGCCCUGACAACAACUGCCCCCUUGUGACUACUGACAGUGGGGAAGAUGUGGUGCACCUUGAUGUGUGUGUUAACACCUCCGUCUCGUCGCGGGUGUACCUGUCCGACGAACGUGUGCUGUCUGCAGCACCUGGCGUGUACGCUGUGUGUGUCGAUGAUGAUUAUGGAGAGUACACUGCUCCCGCCGCGCUGCCGGUGACGGUGCUGCAGAAACCCUUUGCCUUCAAGAUAACUGCUGACACGGACAACAGCACUGUUAAGGUUGAUGUCAGUGGUGGUGACCUCGAGUGGCGCAGAGAGGCGUACACUGUGUGCGCUGUGCCCCUGAGUGACAGAUGUGAUUCCGUGUCUGUCCGGCCUCGUCUGUGCGAGAAGAGUAAGUUGCCGUGGUCACCGUCCGUGUUUCUGGAUCUCACCAACAGGGGAUUGCUUGUUCAGCAUGUUAGGUUCUGCUUCAUCGCAGCCAACAUAACAAUCGGAGGACGCACCUACACACAGAUGUUCGAUUCGUCGGAGGAUUAUUCGCCGGAGGAUUAUUCGUCGGAGGAUUUUUCGCCGGGGGGUUUUUCGCCGGAGGAUGAUGAUGAUGAGUCGACCACAGGAAUGUCCGCUGGAGUCAUUGCCGGGAUUGUCAUUGGAUGCAUCGCUUUCUUGAUUGUUGGGGUUGCCGUGUUCUACUUCUGCUACUGGCGACGAAGGCCGAGUGCGGGUAGGGGCGGCGAUUACCCUUCAGCCUCUGUGUUGGGGCAUGCGACGAAGAGGAGAAGCUACCCCGUGGGAAAUUCCCGUGUGACA